Seriola aureovittata is the source of this 4316-nucleotide messenger RNA. It is a transcript of the gene grm2a, whose product is annotated as glutamate receptor, metabotropic 2a. Bases 1260 to 3941 code for a protein of 893 amino acids. Gene Ontology annotation, biological process: regulation of synaptic transmission, glutamatergic; G protein-coupled glutamate receptor signaling pathway. Gene Ontology annotation, molecular function: group II metabotropic glutamate receptor activity. Lineage: Eukaryota; Metazoa; Chordata; Actinopteri; Carangiformes; Carangidae. Gene Ontology annotation, cellular component: membrane. The transcript has 6 exons. The record is from RefSeq and is a predicted model, not a curated record.
GCUGCUUUUUGCAGGACAGAGAAAUGGCAGCGCCCCCCCCUCAAAGCGCAUGUCCCCCUGCGCGCCACACUGUGCCAUCUGGGACUGACCUCACACUCUCCCGUGCCGUGUCACAACUUGUUUGCUGCACCCAAAAAAAAAAAAAAAAUCCACUGCUGAAGAUAAGCAGUCUCCAAAGAAUCCUUCAAACUGCCCCCCCCCCCGACCGCAUGAACAAAUAGGGGGCGACUCUUAAACCGUCUCCCCAUUGAUAUUCUCAUCCAGUUCAACAGCUUUCAACCCAGUUCAAAGCGGCUAUAGAGAAACCAGAGUCAGUAGCGUUAUGCUUUAAUUUACACAACAUUAAUUUCGUAAUGCAGUUGCGAUGAGGCAGAGCAUCUCCACGACUGAUCUUGCGUUAAGCAACUGCGCCUUUGUUCAGCUGUCUAAACCUUCUGAGAGUUGAGGCGCUCUCCCAGGUUGGUGCGCUUAUCCGCAGCGAGCGCUUUUGUCAGCUGAAAAUAUUGUUGCCAUGCUGAAGAUUUUACUCGAGUAACAGGUAGAUUUUAAACUUUGUGUCUAAUUCCCUCUUUUCACGCGCGCCAGAGCAGAUCACCUGUCAUCCUAUCAGACUCAUAAACCUCGCCUUUUUUCCCCCUAGAUUGGUGGUUAAAUUGAUGAUAUUUCUCUUCCACACUUGAUGCUUAAGAAAGUCAAACGCCCUUUUCCCACCAGUACACCGAAGUGGAAGUCAGUUGCAUUUGUUUUAAGCGCGUUUUGGGGAAUGUGACUUUUGAACCUCCAAGAUCCAGCGGCUCGUCGUUAGACUGGGGUUGUGCAGCAGCAGCAGCAGCAGCACCACGGACAGCUCCUGGCACGCGGGCUCAAACUUCAGCCAGCGACACUCGCCUCCUUCAUUCAUCCUGCUCCAGUGCAGUUCACAGCUACGCUGAUUUUAGGCUUAAAAAAAAACAACAAAUCAACACUGCUGCAAAGGAUGCUGCUGCGCUGGGUUUACACAGUCCGCUCAUCCCACAGCAGCGCUGGAAACUGAGGAUCCCUGCACAGGCUGUAAUCUACAAAAACUCUGAAGAAGAGAAGGACGGCGAGGAUGGCAGUGAUCCUGUAAAUGGCCUCUGUCAGAAUAAAAACACUGGUGCUUUGAGAUCUGGUGCUGCUGCGCCUUACUGUUCUUCUCUUCAGAGCAGCCGUCAUCAAAAGCUGACCAGACGCUGACCAGAACCCACAGGCAGGACAGUGACCUUGUUUUGCCCAGGGAUAUGUCAUUGGGGAAAUCCCCUGUGUUGGGGGUGCGCCCUCUGCCCCGACCACUCUGGCUGUCCCACCUCAGCCUGCUGUGCUUAUGUGUGUCUCUCUUUGCCCAGGCUCCCCAGGGUUUGCCUGUGGUAGGUUAUAACACUGACUCCAAGAGGGAGAUCACACUGGAUGGAGAUUUGAUGAUAGGCGGCCUGUUCCCUGUGCACCAGAAGGGUGAGGGUGCAGAGGACUGUGGGAAGAUCAAUGCUCAGAGAGGGAUCCAGAGACUGGAGGCCAUGCUGCUGGCACUAGAUGAAAUCAACAAAGAUGAGCGCAUCCUGCCUGGCAUCAGACUGGGAGCUCAUAUACUGGACACUUGCUCUAAGGACACCUACGCUCUAGAGCAGUCUCUGGAGUUUGUCAGGGCCUCCCUCACCAAAGUGGAUGACAGUGAGUACACGUGCCCCGAUGGCUCCUAUGCCAUCCACGACGACGUCCCUCUGGCUAUCUCUGGGGUCAUAGGAGGCUCCUACAGUGAUGUCUCCAUCCAGGUGGCCAACCUGCUGCGACUCUUCCAAAUCCCUCAGAUCAGCUAUGCUUCCACCAGUGCCAAGCUCAGCGACAAGACCCGCUAUGAUUACUUCGCCCGCACCGUGCCCCCUGACUUCUACCAGGCCAAGGCCAUGGCAGAGAUCCUGCGUUACUUCAACUGGACGUACGUGUCUACAGUGGCAUCAGAAGGUGACUAUGGUGAGACUGGGAUUGAUGCCUUCCAGCAGGAGGCUCGAGCCCGCCAGAUCUGCAUUGCCACUUCGGCCAAGGUGAGCCGCUCCAUGAGCCGCUGGAGUUAUGAGAACGUGAUCCGCUCCCUUCAGCAGAAGUCCAACGCCAAGGUGGUCAUCCUGUUCACGCGCAGCGAAGACGCCCGUGAGCUGCUGGUGGCAGCCAAUCGCAUGAACGUCACCUUCACCUGGGUGGCCAGUGAUGGCUGGGGAGCGCAAGAGAGUGUGGUUAGGGGAAGUGAAGCUGUGGCAGAUGGGGCAUUCACCAUUGAACUGGCCUCCUAUCAAAUCCCCCAGUUUAACGAGUACUUCACUGCUCUGCACCCGUACAACAACACCAGGAAUCCCUGGUUCAGAGAGUUUUGGGAAAACCAGUUCCAGUGCAGCCUCCAUGAUCUGGGCUGUGGGAAGCAGUCACUCCGUGAGGUUCCAUUUCAGCCAGAAUCCAAGAUCAUGUUUGUAGUGAAUGCUGUCUAUGCAAUGGCUACUGCCUUACAUAACAUGAGGCAGGCCUUAUGUCCCAACUCCACCAAGGUGUGCGAUGCUCUUAAACCAGGCAAUGGCAGAAAGUUUUACAGGGACUACAUUCUCAAGGUCAAGUUUGAAGCACCAUUUCGUCCACCAGACACAGAGAAUGUGGUCCGCUUUGAUGCCUUUGGAGACAGCCUGGGCCGUUACAAUAUUUUCCACUAUCACAAAGAGGGUGGACGCUACGUCUACCGUAAGGUUGGCUACUGGGCUCAGAGCCUAACCCUGAACACCAGCCUGAUCCCGUGGGCCGGCCAGGUAGCCCCCACCUCCCAGUGUAGUGACCCCUGCAGGAAGAACGAAGUGAAGAGUAUGCAGCCAGGAGAUGUGUGCUGCUGGAUCUGUAUCCCCUGUCAGCCCUACCAGUAUUUGCAGGAUGAGUUCACCUGUGCUGACUGCAGCUUUGGACAGUGGCCCCUGGCCAACUUGACAGGCUGUUACGACCUGCCUGAGGAGUACAUCCGCUGGGAAGAUGCCUGGGCGAUUGGACCUGUCACCAUUUCCUGUCUAGGGAUGAUGUGUACGCUCUUUGUCAUUGGCCUCUUCCUUAAACACAAUGAGACACCUGUAGUGAAAGCCAGUGGACGUGAGCUCUCCUACAUUCUUCUGCUGGGAGUGCUGAUGUGUUAUAGCAUGACCUUCAUCUAUAUCGCCAAACCUUCCACAGCAGUGUGUACGCUGCGCCGGCUAGGCUUAGGCACCUCCUUUGCUGUGUGCUACUCAGCCCUCCUAACCAAGACCAAUCGCAUCGCUCGGAUCUUCAGCGGGGUGAAGGACGGAGCCCAGCGGCCUCGGUUUAUUAGCCCGGCCUCCCAGGUUGCCAUCUGUGGUGCUCUGAUCUCCUGCCAGCUGGUGGUGGUGGUGGUCUGGCUGCUGGUGGAGGCCCCAGGUGUGAGAAAGGAAGUGAGCCCGGAGAGGAGAGACGUGGUCACCCUCAAGUGUAACAGCAAGGACUCCAGUAUGCUCAUGUCUCUCACCUACAACUGCAUCCUCAUUAUUCUCUGCACAGUCUACGCCUUCAAGACCCGCAAAUGCCCCGAGAACUUCAAUGAGGCAAAGUUCAUCGGGUUCACCAUGUACACCACCUGCAUCAUCUGGCUGGCUUUCCAGCCCAUUUUCUACGUUACUGCCAGUGAUUACAGGGUGCAGACCACCACCAUGUGCAUCUCUGUCAGUCUGAGUGGGUCGGUGGUGCUGGGCUGCCUUUUCGCUCCCAAGGUCCACAUCAUCCUGUUUCAGCCACAGAAGAAUGUCAGCACCCUCAGGGUGGCUACCACCCGCUUCAGUGUCACCACUGGCCCAGGCUCCAGUUUCUCUCAAGCAUCAGCAUCCAAUGUUGUUCCAACAGUGUGUAACGGACGAGAGGUGGUGGACUCCACAACGUCCUCCUUGUGAAGAUUGACUGAGUUCCUUUGCCAAGCAUUGUAAACAGAGUUAUAUAAUCACUAGUCCUGAAUCAGGUGUCUCCGAUAUUAAAGAGGUCACACAGACGAUUGUCCUGACUUAGUUGUCCUCAAAGUGCUGUGAGUACAAUGUCCCAAUUAUUUUACUUUGUUCUUUGACUCGUAGCGAUUUUAAAUGAGAUGCCAAUAAAGUCGCAUAUAGCCCUUGUUUUUAUUGAAGAUUCUACUUGCAACAAUGAAGUAAAUUAUAGUAAAUCUGUUAAAUGUAAUAUAUACAAGACGUUUUUAAUGUAGAUUUUGGUGAACCAGUUUGUGCUUUCUUGUAAUUUAUGUAAAUAAAAUGUGUUUUUUAUUAAUACCAAAAUGA